Molecule: messenger RNA, 1362 nt
Organism: Carassius auratus (goldfish)
Lineage: Eukaryota; Metazoa; Chordata; Actinopteri; Cypriniformes; Cyprinidae
Product: putative E3 ubiquitin-protein ligase UBR7
Exons: 11
Coding region: 140-1282 (380 amino acids)
Cellular component (GO): cytoplasm
Molecular function (GO): ubiquitin protein ligase activity; zinc ion binding
Source: RefSeq, a predicted model, not a curated record
GUCGACUCGCAAACCGGAAGUGACGUGUUCGCGCCGGUUCGAAUCGCGCGCAGGAGAGCCGCUCUUUCUCUGGUUCACGUGAUGCUUCAGUAAAUCUGAACGCGUGUGUGUUGUGUUGUGUUUGUUUGUUCGUUGUGUGAUGGAUCAGUGUGCAGUAGAUGAGCUGUACGAGGCGUUUGCUGUACUGGCCGGAAGUGACCCCGAUCACUGCUCUUAUCCGAAGGGCUACAUGAAGAGGCAGGCAGUGUUUGCGUGUAACACGUGUGUUCAGUCUGGUAUGGACCCCGCUGGUGUGUGUCUGGCCUGUGCAAACACGUGUCACGAUGGACACGACAUCUGUGAACUCUACACCAAAAGGAAUUUUCGUUGUGACUGUGGUAAUGAGAAAUUUCCUGGCUUCACAUGCAAACUUCAUGCUGACAAAGAAGGACAGAAUGUGAAGAACUCGUACAACCACAACUACUUCGGACGCUUCUGCUCGUGUGACCGACCGUAUCCUGAUGAAGACGAUCAGGUUAAUGAAGAAAUGAUCCAGUGUAUCGUGUGUGAAGACUGGUUCCACGAGAAACAUCUGCAGGCUCCAGCGGUGGACUGUGAGGCGCUGAUGGAGAUGAUCUGUGCUCGCUGCAUGACUCGAGCGCCGUUCCUCUGGACGUAUGCCGAUCAUUUUGCAGUUUCUCCCGUAAAUAAAGAAGGCCUUUGUAAAGAGCAGACAGAUGCUGGUGUGAUGUCAGAUGAAAAGGGAAAGUGUUUCCACACAAGUGUCCACGAUGUGUCCUCAGCGAGUCUGUGCUCUCAGCCGGAGGAAACGUCUGGAGCCGCAGGCCGCAUGUCCAGCCCUGAUCCAGUGACCGAUCUACAGCUCUCCAAAGCCACCCAAUGUGUUUUAAAUGAGCUCAAGGCCAAAGACGCAGCGAGAGCGAGAGCCGGCUCGGUGUUCUGGCCUUAUUUCUGGAGAGCCAAACUCUGCACAUGUACCGACUGCAAGAGGAUGUAUGUAAAGACGGGCGUUCCUUUCCUGCUGGACGAGUCGGACACACUGCUGGCUCAUGAGGAGAAAGCCAAAGCUGAAACACUGACGAGUGAAGACCUGCUGCUGUCCUGCAUCUCCUCCCUGAACCACGUGCAGCAGCUCGAGAUCAUUCACCAGUACAAUGAGUUGAAACAUGAGCUGCGUGAGUUUCUUCAACAGUCUGCAGACCAGAGACAGGACAUCACUCCUGAAGCUUUCCGUGAGUUUUUGGAGGAACUGCAAACAAGAAAGAGGAGACGGUUGAACUGAACCAAUCAACAUCACAGAGUAUUAUCAGACUUCUCUUUAGAGUGGAUCCACUUUAAUAAAGUCUCAGAGCAAAAACACCA